AUGCUAAUGAUUCGGACGUUAAAAAGGCGUAUCGAAAGGAUGUUUUCCAAUCCAUUCAGAAAUUGGCUUUACAAAUGCAUCCUGAUAAAAAUGCUGCUCCUGGUGCUGAUGAAGCUUUCAAAAUGAUUAGCAAAGCUUUCCAAAUACUCAGUGAUCCGCAAAAGCGUGCAAUAUUUGAUGAGCAUGGUGCUGACCCAGAUUCUAGAAGUAACGGGAUACCACCUAGCUUUAGAGGCUUUAAUAGUGGAUUUGCAAACGGUGCUGUAUAUAAUACUGAUGAAAUUUCUCCAGAAGAAAUAUUUAAUAUGUUUUUCGGUGGAGAUGGUUUUCAUUCAGCGACUUUUGUUGGACCAGGAUUCAGUGCACGGAGGUUUCAACCACGUAGAGCAUCACCAAAUGGAGAAGGCGUUCGAGAACAACAUAGCUCCCCAUUACUUACAUUUUUUCAACUUUUACCUCUUAUCCUUCUUUUCUUAUUCUCUUUCUCAUCCAAUUGGCUUUCCCCUACCCCAGAACCAAUGCCAUCAUAUUCUCUUCAAGGAAAUGGGUACCAUACAUUAAAUAGAUAUACUCAUUCUCUACAAGUUCCUUAUUUUGUUGAACCUGUUCAGUUUUCAUCCUUUGAGCAAAAUCCACGAAAAUUACGUACAUUUGAAGAUAAUAUAGAAGUUUCAUAUAUAAAAAAAUUACAACUUGAUUGUAAUAUUGAGGUAUCAAUGAAACAACGCAAAAUAAAUGAGGCUAGAGGAUGG
Molecule: messenger RNA, 752 nt
Organism: Scutellospora calospora
Lineage: Eukaryota; Fungi; Glomeromycota; Glomeromycetes; Diversisporales; Gigasporaceae
Source: the annotation of a GenBank genome assembly